Drepanopeziza brunnea f. sp. 'multigermtubi' MB_m1 is the source of this 678-nucleotide messenger RNA. The record is from RefSeq and is a predicted model, not a curated record. Lineage: Eukaryota; Fungi; Ascomycota; Leotiomycetes; Helotiales; Drepanopezizaceae.
AUGGUCGAAACGGAAGAGAAGAUGCUAGCGCCGCGUCCAGUAAGAUGGAGUGUGCAUAGGGGGUACACAUGGGCCGGGCUGGAGAAGGUGACGCAGGAUGAGAGCGUGGAAAGGGAGGCAAAAGAACUUAAUAUCUGGAUAACGCCUGAGGUGCUGCCUGGGUUCGGAGAGUUCAUGUUUACGUUGUAUGAGACGCUGUCGGCUACGGCGCUUUUGAUCCUCGAGGCGUGGGCUCUUGGGCUGGGAUUGUCAGAUCCAGGCAAGCUUUUAAAGUUGCAUUCCGGGAUGAACAAUCAAUUGAGAUUGUUACAUUAUCCGCCUAUUGCGGCAAGGGAGCUGGAGGAAGGGAGUAGUGCAAGAAUGGAGGAGCAGUCUGACUGGGGAUCGAUUACGCUGUUGUUCCAGGACGCGUGUGGUGGAUUGGAGGUCCAGGUGAAGGAUGGGGAACUACCUCAAGUCCACGAUGCACCGAGUGGUACUUCCGCGGCGCCAUUGAAUAACCUCUUCACCGGACCCGAGCGUAUGACCCGAGCCCGGUACGCGAUUCCGUACUUCGUUGCUACUGGCGAGAAUACUUUGGUGGAGGUAUUCAAGGGGAGCACCAACGUGGAGAAUCCGGCCAAGCAUGAGGCCGUGACACAGAAGGAAUACGCUGCAAAGAGAGCAAGGCUGCAGUGA